UUUCCACAAUUCAUCAUCUUCCUCGUAUUCUCCGAAAAAUUCCAUAUCGAAAUUCGAAAAUACAAAGAGCCCAAGAAGAAAAAAAGGAGGAAUCCCCUGAAAAAUCUCGUCCUCAAGCUUCCGAUCAAGGGGUUCACAGCGCGCCACAGAAAUUGUGGGGGAAUUUCUCUCCGAAUUCGCCAGAUUUUUUGGGGUUUCGACCCCGAAGCGCCAGAUUCAGGUCCUGCUCGUGCUUCUCGCUCGUGAUCUUCACCAUAUGCCCCGGGAAAAGCCGAUGUCUCGAGCUUCGUGGCCUGAGAUCUGAAAUAUGAGGGCGGGAUUCUGUGAUGGAAUGUGAUAGUCGCGUGGGGUUGUUGGGAUUGAAGUUUGGUUGAUGGAGCAUAAAGUCGAGAGCUCAAAUGGAACUCAAGCUCCUAAGAAAGCCAGAUGUCUGGCGGUUAAGAGCUUGUAUAAAUCUGGGUCAUCGAAGGAGGAUCCCAAGAGGUUGCAAAGUAAGAACUUGAAGAGGAAAAUCAGCUCUGAUGAUGGUGGGGAUGAAAAUAAGAAGAGGAAGAGUAGAAAAGAAGUAUCUCUGAGUAGCUUGAAGAAGAGAAAGGAGAAGAGACUAAGUGAUGUAACUAAUGCCGGCGCUCAUUUUGGUUCUCAUGACUCGUCAGAGUCGAAGCCCGAGGUGGAUGAGAGGCCAAGCUCGAAUGGAAAUCUGAAUGGCAUUGGACUUAGUCUAGAUGACAAUGUCGUUAAAAUUCCAAAGCGUAAACGAGGAACUUCGGGACGGAAAAGGCUUGAGCAUACUCAAGAGUCGAAUCCAGCUGAGCCCUCCAUCAGCAGAUUGGAUUUUGCUGAUCCGUCUGGGAAGCUCACAGAUGGUGAUCCUGAAAGAGGAAGCGGCGAUGAAAACAUUAAAAGAGAGGAUGCUUUUGAUGAUCUGAAGGAGAACGGGCACAGUGUUGGCGGACCUUUGCAGGAGCAGGAUUACCUUGUAAGGAGUUCAACAACAAACAAUGGCAAAUCGAAAAAGUCAGUCAAGAAUCGUCGAAAGCAGAGAGAGGUGAAGCCGGGAGGGGUUCAAACUGCUGUGGUGGAGGCAGGUUCUGCAGUCGAUGUCUCUGCCAAGAGAUGUGAUGAUCAGCAGGAAGAUGACGAGGAGAAUCUGGAGGAAAAUGCUGCUAGGAUGCUAUCCUCACGGUUUGACCCAAGCUGUACUGGGUUUUCUUCAAGGAGUAGAGCAUCGCCAUUGCCAUCACCAUCACCAUCACCAUCAUCAAACAGCUUGUAUUUUCUAUUAUCUUCUAAUGGAAAAUUUUUAGAUCAGGGAUCUGCAUCUCGUGCUUCACCAAACUCCCCAUCUGUUAAAGCAGCUAAUAGAGCCUUAAGGCCAAGAAAUCAGCAUGGAGAAAAACUACGUUCCCGGAAAAGGAGGCAUUUCUAUGAAAUUCCUUCGGAUCAGGUGGAUGCAUAUUGGGUUAUGAAUAAAAGAAUCAAGGUCUUCUGGCCACUAGAUCAGUGCUGGUAUCAUGGCCUCGUAAAUGACUACGAUGGAGAAACAAAGCUCCAUCACGUCAAGUAUGAUGACCGCGAUGAAGAAUGGAUCGACCUUCAAAAGGAACGUAUUAAACUCUUGCUACUUCCCGGUGAAGCUCAGACUAAGUUUGCAGUUGGCGGCAAGAAGAGAAGUGUGGAGCGUACCAAUGAAGAGGAAGAGAGACCUUUAACUUCAGCCAAUGAUGGCUGUAUCAGCAAUUACAUGGACACUGAACCAAUCAUUUCAUGGUUGGCUCGAUCAAGUCGUGGGGUCAAAUCUUCUUCUUCCCGUUCUGUGAAGAAACGAAUUCUUGGUCCAUCUCUGAAAAUGAAGCCUUCAUCAUCUGCUGUUGGUGCUGUGGAUACAUGUGGGGCCACUACUGCUGGUUCUUUCCCGAAAGGAAGUCACAUGGCGUUUCAUGGAGAUUGUGCCACAACAGGUGGACCUUUUCGUGCUGGAAAGGUUGAGAAAGUUGCAAAGAGCUCCAGAUCUAUGAAAGGUGGCAAAGCUCCUGUUGUUUACUACAGGAAGCGGUUUCGCCGGGCAGGUGGAGCCUUGUACCAGAGAACAGAGGAUGAUUCCCUCUCAUUGGGAAAAUCAGAUUCUCGGGGGUCUUUGUUGACCAUUCAAGAGACGGGCUGCUUGAAGUUAAUAUAUCUAGUGAGAAGAGAAUCAAACGAUAUCAUGGUCAGUUCUCUUCUCCGCCCUUUUAGAGUAGAGGAGUCCCAGUUAGUCUAUGAUCUCGUUCUGCUUUAUUAUGGAAGACUGAUGACCGUGUGGCCUGUGGUGAAGUUGGAGAUGCUUUUUGUCGACAGCAUGGUUGGUUUGAGGCUUCUCUUGUUUGAAGGAUGCUUGGGGAAGGCUGUAGCUUUCGCAAUUUCAAUUUUAAAUCUACUGAGUGAGUCUAAUGGAGAGGUGAAAUUUGUAAGCUUGCGAUCUCCAAUAACUUCUGUUAGAUUUAAAUUCUCUUGUGUUCAGGGUUGUGAAAACCAACUUGUGUUUGGAUAUUACAACUUUUUGAGAUUAAAACGUUCUAAGAGGUUGUGUUUAGAAUCGAUACUGAGGGAGAAUUGUUUGCUAGUUGAGAAACUUUCUCCUUCUGAAUGCACUUACAACGCGCUUCAAAAUGGAGACAUCCCGUUACUGGCAUCAGCUGCUUUGGACUCUUCAUUAGAGGGUCUACAGAAGAUGACCAGUGAAGCAAUUUGGCCCUCAGGUGAAUCUAGAGGUAAUGGUGAUGAUAAUGGGGAAAAUUCUUCAGGUUCUGAUGCAGAGUACAUGAAGCUUCCUCCGUUUGCUCUCCCCUUUACCGCUGCUCCUACUUUCUUUCUGAGCUUGCACCUGAAGCUUCUUAUGAAUCAUAGUGUGUCCAAAAUUAGUUUCGUCGAGCUUAAUCAGGAGAAAAGUGCAGAAAAUGCAAGCAUUUUGGCUCAACCUAACACCGCCAUAGAUAACUGCUCAAAGAAUGAUAUGGGAUUCCACACUAGCCAAGAAGCUCCAUCAAGAGAGAGUCACUACUUGCGUUGUGCUAAAGAUGAUCAGGCUGUUGAGAUGGUUGUUUGCAAGGGUGCAGAUAUGAGGACCCCUCAGGAUAACCAAAGUGGUAAUCUUCACACUGGCAGGAUUCGCAUUGCUACUGCUGUAGAUGGUGAUGAGGUUGGGCAGAUGCAGGAAGGGCAAGGAAAUUACGCAGCAUCAGAAAAAAAGUCAAGUCCUUUGCAGAGGAUCACAAAUGGUGCUUGUCCUUCUUUGAAUGGUAUUAAGAUAGAUAUUCCACAUUAUAAUGAGAGGGAAAAGCCUGUUGAUGAUGGAUCCCUGCGCAGUUUGCUGCCUACUGAUAUGCCUUGCGAUAUGAAUGGGAUCCUCGUCCCGAGUCCAAAUCCCACCGCACCAAGAAGUGUAUGGCAUCGGAGUAGAAGUAGUUCAUUUUAUGGACACUUCUCACGUGGUUGGUCAGAUGCUAAAUCUGAUGGUUCCCUAAAUAGUUUUGGCAAUGGACCAAAGAAGCCGCGAACACAUGUUACUUACUCGUAUCCUUCUGGGGUUUCAGGUUCGAGUUCAAAGCCGCAGCAGAGAACAAUUCCUCACAAAAGAAUCAGGAGACCCAAUGAAAAGAGGGCCUCAGAUGUCGCCCGAGUUUCUCAAAGAAACUGGGAGUUGUUAUCUUGUCAUGCGAACUUGUUAAUUACAGUGGGGGACAGGGGGUGGAGAGAGAGUGGGGCAGAGGUGGUACUUGAACUUGUGGAGAAUGAGUGGAACCUUGCUGUAAAAGUUUCAGGGACCACAAAAUAUUCUCAUAAAGCACAUCAGUUUCUGCAGCCUGGGUCCACUAACAGGUAUACACAUGCUAUGAUGUGGCGAGGAGGGAAAGAGUGGACACUCGAAUUUUCAGACAGAAGCCAAUGGGCUCUUUUCAAGGAGAUGCAUGAAGAGUGUUACAACCGGAACUUCCGUGCUGCAUCAGUAAAAAACAUUCCAAUUCCUGGCGUCCGGGUGGUAGAAGAUUACGAUGAUAAUGGAAUGGAGCUAUCGUUUCGCAGUCCUGCUAUCUACUUCCAGCAAGUUGAAACAGAUAUUGAAAUGGCCUUGAAUCCAUCUCGUGUCCUUUAUGACAUGGACAGUGAUGAUGAGCAGUGGAUUUCAUCUUGUCAGGGUUCUACAAAUGUUCAUGAGAGUGGCUCCGGGCACAUAUCUGUGGAGAUAUUUGAGUGGACAAUGGACAUGUUCGAGAAGAAAGCUCAUGCUCUACAGCGUGACCAUUUCACAUCCGAAGAAAUAGACGACUUGAAGUUAGGCGCAGGACCAGUGGUGAGAGCUAUUUAUGAACAUUGGCAGCAGAAGAGGCAAAAGAAAGGAAUGCCAUUGAUUCGACAUCUUCAGCCACCAUCAUGGGAAAAGUACCAGCAGCAGUUGAGAGAGUGGGAGCUAGCUUUGAAUAAAGGGAACUCUGCUCCUUCUGAUGGGUGUCAGAAGACCUCAGCUGCUGAAAGACCUCCCAUGUUUGCUUUCUGUAUGAAACCUAGGGGUUUAGAAGUUCCUAAUAAAGGCUCAAAGCAAAGGUCUCAAAAACGAUUCUCAGUCACAGGGCAAAGCAAUGGUUAUCAUGGAGAUCAUGACAGUUUCCAUGCUUUUGGGAGAAGAUUGAACGGACCUAGUUUUGGAGAUGAUAGGGCCCUCUAUUUGGGACAUAACUAUGGGCAUGUGGACAAUUCUCAAUUGGCACAAACAUCUCCAUUGGGAUAUUCACCACGAGAUGUCCCUGGGCAGGGAUAUUUCCCAGUCGGCAAUGAUGGAUUCAAUCGAAAUUAUCCUCCGAGACAACACAGAUAUAAGUCAAAGAAAUCUGGUGCCGUUGCAUCUCCUCGACCUUUACAGAUGGUCACUGCCUACGGUAGGGGAACCACAGGCAGUAAAAAGGAUACCCUUCACUGGAAUUCUCAUCAACAUUUUUCAUCUGAAGGCUCUCAUAGACCAUCUGGUGAGCAGUGGGACCAGGUGGAUAUGGAGGAAUAUAAAUUGUUGGAUGCAUCUGGUGCAGCGCGGUAUGCAUCUAAUUUAGCUAAGCUUAAGAGAGAGAGGGCGCAGAGACUUCUUUGCAAAGCAGAUGUAGCAGUUCACAGAGCUGUGGUUGCUCUCAUGACUGCCGAAGCGAUGAAAGCGCCUUCGGAGGAUAGGGAUGAUGGGUAGGUUUUAUGAAGAUUAUCAGUGAUUAUCAGCGAACAGAAUUGGUAUAGUUCUCAAUUUGACCCUGAAGAAUGUGCAGAUGGCAUGAAAAUGUUUCUCUGAAGCGGGAGCUGGUCCGAGAUUUGUUGAUGCUGGUGUGCCUUUCACCAGGCAGAGUUUUUGAAGGAAAAGUUUGCGGAGAGGGAAUUAAUAGAGAAAUAUUUGGUUGUCACAUUUAAGUGUCGAUAUUUUGGCAGUUUUCUAGUCCAUCCUUGCAAUACCUUAGUGAUUCCAGUAGUCUUUACACCAGCAGCAAGUGUAUGCCUCAUUAGUGCUGCUCGUCGUGUUUAUUUUGCAAGAGCAUUGUAUAGAAUCUUUUGCUUCCAUUCUCUGUACAGUCACCCCACCCCCCUCUAUCAAAUAAGAAAGGAAAAAGGAAAUGAAGAGAGAUUGACCAAACUAAA
Rhodamnia argentea is the source of this 5649-nucleotide messenger RNA. RefSeq lists its product as uncharacterized. The transcript is spliced from 7 exons. The record is from RefSeq and is a predicted model, not a curated record. NCBI's taxonomy places the organism in Eukaryota, Viridiplantae, Streptophyta, Magnoliopsida, Myrtales, Myrtaceae. Gene Ontology annotation, cellular component: piccolo histone acetyltransferase complex. Gene Ontology annotation, biological process: regulation of transcription by RNA polymerase II. Bases 374 to 5209 code for a protein of 1611 amino acids.